Messenger RNA from Stereum hirsutum FP-91666 SS1, 1722 nucleotides. RefSeq lists its product as uncharacterized. The coding region runs from base 1 to 1722 and encodes 573 amino acids. The record is from RefSeq and is a predicted model, not a curated record. Lineage: Eukaryota; Fungi; Basidiomycota; Agaricomycetes; Russulales; Stereaceae. The transcript has 8 exons.
AUGCCGAACGACAACCCCAACUUACCACCCGGCGACAAUGGCCGAUUACCCUCUCAACAAAAUCAGGCCGACGACCCUUUCGUAUUCUAUCACCCUCCUGAACACCAGAACGUCCCGCGCCCUGCUUCGGAUGGCUGGCUACGUCGUCCAGCAUGGAUCGAUGGAGGUGUCCAGCCCCCACAGUUCUACCAUACCCAGCAGGACAUCGACGCCAAUCGACGUGCACACUUCCCUCGUAUUCAGGCAUUGCACGAGAUAGACCGACGUGCGGCUUUAGCUCAACGACAACAGCAGCGUACUCCGACCCCGAACCCCGUUGGCCACACCCGCAACACUAUCUCGAACGCUCAGCAGCUGUCCGCUGCCGACGAUAACGUCCUGGACCUGGAGGAGAUGUCAGAUGAUGAAGACGACGUCGUCGAGGUCUCUGGUCCAUCCGCCCGUGCUGGUACAGUGGCAGCGGGCGGGCCUGCACCUGGGGCUGGCAAUGAACCCGCUUCUGACGAGGGCUUUCUCGUCAACGUGGUUCUUCACAAGACGGUAUUUGAGACGGGUUCUGCGCGUGGCGGUUCAAAGCUCGUCGAGAAAUCGAAGGCGAUCCCGCAGAUGACGAGGAUCAAGCUCACCCCCGAGUGGGUACGUUCCCAAUUUGUUCAAGCUAUUCUUCAUUGCCACGGGCUCGAUGACCGGUAUACUGCCGGCCCAAUCUGCGGUCCGGACUUUCUUUUGUGGUGGACGGGCUAUACGAAAGCCUCAGCCGCGACCAUCAAGACCGAAGAGCAUUGGGUGACAGCCCUUACUGCUAUCCUCGCGAAACGUGGAGUUUGCAAGAUUUUCGUCGAUAUUGAUGCGAAGGCAUUGAAAGGCUUUUGUAAGGUUGAACCAACUAUCGACACUUCAGGUGUAUUCCCACAGGCGGACAAUACUUCUGCUCUUGAUGAGCUGAUUGCGGGCACUCAUGUCCCGCAGGUCGGCACAUUCUCGCGCAUGGCCCAGCUCCACGGUGGUAUCAUUGAAGAGCUCAAGAAAUUGCACAAGGACUGUGCGGAGCACAGGACCGAGAACGGUGACAGUGGAAUCUGCUACCGCCACGGCAAUAUCCACGUGAUCCUGAACAUGCGACGCCUCGCUAUUUGGGCCGCUGCCAUAGCUGCUGGCCGUGCAACUGUCUAUGAGCCUCCCAAAGACUCGCCAGAGUUCGGAGGUCCUCCAGAACCGAAAGCUCGUGGCCGGACUGGUCCCCGUCCUCACCGCGACCCUGAGCCAGUAGCUGGACCUUCGACAAUGGCCGAUAUCGCGCCCGUCCUCAUGACCGUUGUGGCCAAACAAGCUAUGGACCUCAUGGCUGGCCCCAGCUCACGUCGCCGUCGCUCCUACUCGCCGCAUACCCCUCGUCGAUCAUACCACUCGCGCUCUCCCGUUCGUCGCCGCCGCCGCUCAGCCUCCCCUCGCUCUUCACCCGUUUCCCAAUCCCCUAUUCCAGCGAAGAGUAACGAGUUGCACGCUUGCCUGGUUGCACUUCGCGCCGAAGAGGACAUUGAUAUGCUCUGUCACGAGGACGCUCUCGCCGCCGAAGACUUCACCCCCGACGUUCUUUCCAUGGUCAGUGUCAAGGACCUUUGUGACUUGACGGGUGCUUUGAAGGGACGGGUUUUGAAGCUGCAGAGGUUUGCUGUGAAGUGGUGCGAGAUUUUGGAGAAGAAGCGCAGACAGCGUGCGUAG